Messenger RNA from Osmerus eperlanus (European smelt), 6410 nucleotides. RefSeq names its product ankyrin repeat domain 12 (gene ankrd12). Gene Ontology annotation, molecular function: protein binding. Gene Ontology annotation, cellular component: nucleoplasm. The transcript is spliced from 13 exons. The record is from RefSeq and is a predicted model, not a curated record. The coding region runs from base 244 to 6333 and encodes 2029 amino acids. NCBI's taxonomy places the organism in Eukaryota, Metazoa, Chordata, Actinopteri, Osmeriformes, Osmeridae.
CUGGGCUUUUCUUGGAGACUACGGACGACUGGGGAUGUUUUCAAACCAGCAAUAAACUGGAAAGAAACGUCACACAGCCGUAGGCUACGGUUAACGUUUAAUAUUUAGGAAAUAUAGAUUUAUAUAGCGUAAUACACGUUUAUGUUUUAAACCGAAUGAAUAAGCGGAACGAAACACAGCAUUGGAAAGGUGCAUGAUGAACCCACUGCAGCAGCUCUGCCUCAGCUAGUCACGCGCCGCACCAUGGCCAAACCUGGGAGCGACCGCGAUGGAGCCAUGGUGGACAAACAGGCGGGGAAGAAGAGCAAAGAUAAGAUAUCCCCCUUCACCAAGACUCCGAAGCUGGAUCGGAGCGAAGUUCUGGGGAAGGAGGGCAAACCCAAGUCUUCCAUGAAGCGCAAGCUCUCCUUCACUGCCAGUCCGCCCCGAGCGGAGGAGCGAGACUCCGACACCGAUGACUCAGACCCAGGCCAGUCGAGUGAGACCUGGGGAGAGAGAUUAGUGCCUCCCUGCAGGAUAUACGCAGAUAAAGAUGGGCCUGACAAGAAGAAGGUGAAGAAGGAGUCUGGAAGUAAGAAGUCGUCAGCUUCCGCCAACUUAUUGUUUGGCUACCCUCUGUCAGAGCGCAAGCAGAUGGCCCUCCUGAUGCAAAUGACUGCGAGAGACAACAGCCCAGACUCCACUCCGAGUCACCCCUCCCAGACCCCCCCAGUGCAGAAGAAGGCCCCCAGCAGCACCACGUCCAGACAGAAGGACAAGGUCAACAAGAGGAACGAGCGCGGGGAGACGCCCCUGCACAUGGCUGCCAUCCGCGGCGACGCCAAGCAGGUCAAAGAGCUCAUUAGCCUGGGCGCAGAUGUCAACGUCAAGGACUUCGCAGGCUGGACUCCCCUUCAUGAAGCGUGUAACCUUGGUUACUAUGAUGUGGCAAAGGUUCUUCUUGCGGCAGGCGCGGAGGUCAACACCCAGGGUCUGGAUGAUGACACACCCCUCCAUGAUGCCUCUAGCAGCGGACACAAAAAUAUCUUGAAGCUGCUGCUCCGCCACGGGGGCAAUGCGUUCCAGGCCAACAAGCGUGGGGAGCGGCCGGUGGACGUGGCAGACUCCCUGGAGCUGGAGCAGCUGCUGAAGGGAGAGGUCCCCCUGUCCGACUCGGAGGACAGCUCCUCAGGUAAGCAGGAAACAAGAAGGGCUCUGGACCUGUCCUGCUUCAUCUCUUCAUCUCUUCCACAGAAAAAAGAGUCUGAGGAUCCUCCCUCUGUAAACCCCUCCAGUGUGGAUGACGACAUCAUGGAGGACUCUGACGCCGAUAAAGACUCCGAUGACAAACAGACCACCGUCAAGGCCUCGUCUUCCAUGUCAGGGCUGGAUGAGUACGAGUUCAAGGACGAGGAAGAGGAGGAGGACCUGAGCAAGGCCCUCAAUGACCGGCACAUCCUGAGGAGGGAGCUGCGGCAGAGGGAAAAGGAGAAGGAGAGGAACCAUUUCACGGCCAAGCAGAGCAGCAAAGGCGACGCUUCUGGUCAGUCCAGCAAGUCCAAGAAGCAGAGGACGCAGCGCGUGCUGUGCUGCAGCUCGGACAGCUCUAGUGAUGAGAUGGAGAACCCUUCAGAGAGGAGGAGCUCCCCUGCCUGCUCCCAAAGCUCCGACGCCAGGAGUAAAAAGGACAACCUAAGCCUUCCAGCUGAACAGAGAGACAAGGGCAAAAUGAAGAGGAAGAGUAAAAGCCUCAGCAAAAAUAAGGAAAAUCAAGAGGAUGGCAAAGAGAACAGCAAAGCCCUUGUGUUCUCCGUCGCCACGGUGACAGAAAGCACAGACAAGAGCCGGGACGAAGACUCCUUCAAGAUGUCCUUCAGCCCCAAGGAUGAUUCCUCCGUUCAUCUCUUCCAUCUGUCAUCGGUGAAAUCUCCCAAAGUGAACCACAGCCUGAUCGACAAACAGUCCACGCCUCUCAAACAGGAAAAUGCUAAAAUGUGUCUCGCCAUUGGGGAAGGCCCCUGUCAAGUGGACGCCGUCAAAUAUAACCACUACACGGAGCAGGACUACUGCACGGAAAGCACCAGCAGUAAAGGAUGCAAACACAAGGAGAAGAGCAAGCAUCAUCAGAAAGACUUGAAUGUGGACGGGGAAGAUGGAGGCUCCAGUCCAUAUAAAGAAGUCGGCAUGAGCAACAGCGUAGACAGCGGCGACGGUGCCUUACGGAAGACCGACAAAGACGGCAAAGUGGUCAAAAAGCAUAAAAUCAAAUACAAGGAGAAGGACAAGCAUAGGAGGGAAUAUGAGGCCGAAAGGAGUCGCCACAGACAGAAAGAGGGCAGGAAGGACGGCCACAGGAAUCUGGAGUUUGACAGGGAGUUUUGGAAAGAGAACUUUUUCAAAAGCGACGAGAACGAUGAACCUCUGCCAGUGAAAAAGGAGCCGGACGGUGGCGGCUCUCCUCAGAAGACCUUGGACGCCUCUCCUGUUAAGGAAGAGCGGGGGCCGAAAGACAAGCACUCCGGUGGCGGCAAGGACAAGAGGCCGAGGGAGGAAAAAGACAAAGCUCUGAAAAAAGAGCGAAAGGAAUUCGCCGGUAAAGAGGAGAGGGGAAAGGACGCGAGGCAGAGCGAGCGUGACGAGAGGCCGGACUGCCACGGCUCAGGGCGGAUUCCUGAGGAGUCGCUGCAUAACACGAGUAUGAAAGAGGAGCCGGAAGACAAACCCAUAACUGGGAUCACAGCUGAUCAAGACCAGCUGGAAUCCUCAGAAAAAGGCUCACGUGAGAAAUAUGACAAAAGGCUCCCUGUAAAGGAAAAGGAAGCUGAGAAGUUUGAGAAAAGGCAUCCUGACAAGGAGAAGAAGGUCAAAGUCGAGCACUCUGAAAAAUCGGAACCACAAAAUGUAAUGGAUCGCCUGAAGGAAAAGGAGAGAAUUGCAGGCAGCUUGUCCCACUUACCUGGAGAUAAAAAUCAUAGGGAAAGUGAAAAGCUUAGGUCUAUUCCAAAGAAGCACGACGAAAGCAAGAAAAUAAAGGACAAGGAUAGAAAGAGUGACAGGGAGAGGCAAGAGAGAGAGUACAGUGCGGGGGAACACAGAGAAAAAGACCGGACGAGCUCGGACAAGAGGGGAAAACCUCCAGAGAAGACAAUAGAUCACAUCAAAUCUGACCGUUCCAAAGAAAAAGAGUGUGAGAAAAAGAGGAAAGACAAAAUGAAGGAAAGCUCUUCAUCCUCAAGCUCCAACUUGAAGUUGCUCCUGGAGGAGAAAAAGGGAUACGUGUCUGAGAGUGGCAGGUCUGUUUCAACGAAAACCAAGGAGGAGGUUAUAAGAACUCCAGAGAAAGAACGGGACCGAAGAGAUCGGGACCGGGAGAAAGACUCUGAAAGACACCGAGAUCGGGACAAAGAGAGACACAGAGAUCGUUCUCAGCCAGGGAAGGUUAGCAAGAGCAAACCCAACGAGGCCGAGGGAGACAGGGCCAAGUCCAAAUCCUCCCCCGCAACCAGGGACUCCCGGCCAAAAGAAAAGAGGCUCGUCAACGACGAUCUGAUGCAGACCAGCUUUGAGCGCAUGCUCAGCCUCAAGGACCAGGAGAUCGAGCAGUGGCACCGGAAGCACCUUGAGAAGAUCAAGCAGAAGGAGCGCGAGAGGAUGAAGCAACGUCCCUCGACGACGGAUCCAGGAAAGGUCAAGAGCAAAGACAAGGCAAAGACGGAACCGUGCAUGAGUAAAGAGCUGCUGCGCUCAAAGAGUUCCGAGAGCUCCGAGCCCCACGGCAGAGAGAAGCCCCUCAAGGACAGCGCCACUUCCAGGACCCUCUCAUUAGAUGGCAAGAGCCUCUCUGCAGUUAGCGGGAAGAUCAUAGCUGGUAUGGAGAACAGCCUAAGCAGGUCGCCCAGGCCUGAGAGCGAGCGAUCAGGCCUCAUGUCCAGAUCUGUGUCCAUGGUCUCGGUUGCCAGCUCUGAAGACUCCUGUCAGGCUACCACGCUAACACCAAGACCGGUAGAGUAUGAUUCGGAUCUCACCCUUGAAGCCUCCGACUCCCAGCCGCCUUUCCUACAGUCUUCCCUCGUCUUGCAGGCCACCCGAUCACCUGUCGUCCAAGACAAAGACAUCAGUCUUCCUGACGCGACUCAAUGUCACCGAACUCCGCUGCCCAGCAGACACACAUCCCCGUACCUUAGGGCUAUUCUUGACGAGGAUGCCAACUCUGCAUCAGUGGAGGGUAAACCGUUUGAAAGUCUGCCAAAGGCCAUUGUACCUGGUCACACAAAUGAGGAGCCUCACACUUCAGAAAUCUCUGCCGACACAGAGGAGAGUCAUAGUGGUCACAAUUUGACACCCCCUAAUAUACUAAGUGCAAAAUCAGAUGUCGAUGCCAACUCUGAAAGUGAAGUAAACAUUCCAGGUGUUCUUCCCCCGCAGGCGUCCGCCUUCAGAGACGUGAAGGAGCCGCUACUUCCUCUGAUCAGCUUCUCACAGUCUGACGUUCCACAGCCAGUUGUAGAACACAAAGGGUCUCCUCCAACUGACCACCUUCAAGUGCAGGUGGUCAAGUGUGUCCCUACAGACGGCUCUGUUGAUGGAGAGUGCUCUCUAAAGGACCCGCCCUCUGUGGACGUGCCCCUGGUAUCAGCAGCAUCUCUAUCUUCCCAGACUCCACCGUCGUCUAACACUAAAACAUCUGCACAGUUGUCUAGGCAACAGAAUGAAGCCACUCUUAAUGCCAGUGUUGAGAUGUUUCUGCCAGCCGAAGCUGAUGUAGACCUUCCUGGUCUUGACCAGAAAGACGACACUCCUCCCGAGGGUGGAACCAACAGUGCUGACAGCAGAGAAGUACAAGAGCUCAUGGAGAGUGUACCAGCUGGCUGCAGAACCGAGAGGAUGAGCAGUCCGCUGCCUUCCACGAGCACCCAGAUGCAAGGUGCUAGAUCUGAGGAAUCCUCUCCCAGCAAAACCACUGUUGAGCCGACACAUGCUCAAGAGGACAUGGAAAUGGACAGCCAUGAUUGUAAGACAUCAAGAGACUCCAGUGAUGUGGCAGGGCCUUGCAGCAAUCCCCAGGUCGAUAACGGUGAACAUGUCCGUCCUCCAUCUUCCUGUUUGUCUAGUUGUGUUAGCCCUGAACACAAGACCGAGGAAAUGACCGACUCGGAUGCGCAGUCUAUGGAGAGCAGGAGCAGAAACGCUGAGGUAACGACAUCCGAGAAGGAGAACUCUUCAGAAGAAGGCCUCUUCAUCCCCGAGAGUGGCCCCGAAAGAGCCGAGCCGCCGUGUCCAGAGCCAAUGGAGGUGUCCGCUGCAGAAGAGCGGCCAGAACCCUCAGGUGGAGGAGAGCAGAGUCAGAGCGGCGGGCAGCAUGCGGCUCACACUGACCUGAGCGGCAGCAGUGCCUCCGGGAGCUCCUCUCCCCAGUCUGGAGACCGAGACUCGGAUUCCUCCGGAGCCAAAGCCAAAGUACGCUCGCUGGAUGAAGAGAUGGACAUGCAGGUGACCCAUCCCCGCAAGAGGAAGAUGCCCAGAAUGUCGCUGUCGUCCUCCUCCUCCUCCUCCCAGGCCUGCCCCACCACACAACAGGGGAAGGACAAGUCACAGCAGUCUCUGGCAGCUAUAGUGGACUCUGUGAAGUUGGAGGAGAUCCAGCCAUACCAGACAGAGAGGGCCAACCCCUACUAUGAUUUCCUUCACAUUCGCAAGAAGAUCGAAGAGAAGCGUAAAGUACUGUGCAGCGUCAUCCCCCAGCCCCCGCAGUAUUACGAUGAAUAUGUGACUUUCAAUGGGUCCUACCUCCUAGAUGGAAACCCACUCAGCAAGCUCUGUAUUCCUACAAUAACCCCGCCUCCUUCUUUACCUGACCAAUUGAAAGAGAUGUUCAAACAACAAGAGGUUGUCCGCAUGAAGCUGCGCUUGCAACACAGCAUUGAGAGGGAAAAAUUGAUUGUUUCUAAUGAGCAAGAGGUGUUACGAGUCCAUUACCGGGCAGCAAGAACACUAGCCAAUCAGACGCUUCCUUUCAGUGCCUGCACAGUCCUUCUGGAUGCUGAAGUGUAUAAUAUGCCUCAGGAUGUCCAGGCAAACGAUGGCAAAACCUCAGUAAGAGAUCGGUUCAAUGCAAGGCAGUUCAUGUCCUGGUUGCAAGAUGUGGACGACAAAUUUGAUAAACUAAAGACUUGUCUUUUGAUGAGGCAGCAGCAUGAGGCUGCAGCUCUUAACGCAGUGCAGCGUCUGGAGUGGCAACUCAAACUGCAGGAGCUGGACCCUGCCACUUACAAGUCCACCAGCAUCUUUGAGAUCUCAGAGUUCCAUAUCCCCCUUGUGGAGGUCAACGACGACUUUGACCUCACACCAAUAUGAUCCAUUGGCCAGAGGAUGAUCACCUGUCAUUCAUCACUGACCAGCAAGGGGACGCUCAUAUGUUCAAGAAAGAAAAA